Molecule: messenger RNA, 661 nt
Organism: Exaiptasia diaphana
Lineage: Eukaryota; Metazoa; Cnidaria; Anthozoa; Actiniaria; Aiptasiidae
Product: tissue factor pathway inhibitor
Molecular function (GO): serine-type endopeptidase inhibitor activity; protein binding
Source: RefSeq, a predicted model, not a curated record
GAUGGUAACACGUACUCCAACAACUGCCAGCUUAACGUAGAGGCCUGCAAACCAGAAAACAGAGAAACUCUUCGCUUGGAUCAUGAUGGGCCUUGUGCAGAUCCAUGUAGUCUGACUUCAGACCCUGGUCCCUGUUUCGGUUCCUUGGAGCAUUACUUCUAUAAUACCGAGACCAGGAACUGCGAACCGUUUCCCUAUGGGGGUUGUCAAGGCAACGCUAACAACUUCGAAGACUUAAAUACGUGCCAGCAGAUAUGCGAUCCAUGUAGUCUGCCUGCUGACCCUGGUCCCUGUUUUGGUUCCUUGGAACAUUACUUCUAUAAUACCCAGACCAGGCACUGCGAACCGUUUAUCUAUGGGGGUUGCCAAGGCAACACUAAYAACUUCGAAGCCUUAACUACAUGUCAUCAGACAUGCGAUCCAUGUUUUCAGCCAAAAGACCCCGGUCCAUGUUUUGGUUCCUUCGAACGUUACUCCUACAAUAUCGAGACCAAUCAGUGCGAAGAAUUUAUCUACGGAGGUUGCCAGGGCAACGGUAACAACUUCAAUACCUUGGAAAGGUGUCACCAGGCAUGCGUUGUUUGCUAAAGAGGCUCGAAUCAAGUAGAAUUAAAAGACGCUCAUGGAUUCAAGUUAAUGGAAUAUAAAAAUAAAUUGCUUC